Messenger RNA from Camellia sinensis, 1167 nucleotides. RefSeq names its product small COPII coat GTPase SAR1A. NCBI's taxonomy places the organism in Eukaryota, Viridiplantae, Streptophyta, Magnoliopsida, Ericales, Theaceae. Gene Ontology annotation, biological process: intracellular protein transport. The record is from RefSeq and is a predicted model, not a curated record. Gene Ontology annotation, molecular function: GTPase activity; GTP binding.
AGAGAGAGAGACAAAAAGGAGAGUUUCAAUCGAUACCAUAUCACAAAGCAUUUUCUCUCUCUAGGGUUUGUUCUCUAUUUAUUACACACACAUAUAUAUAUCAUAUGUAACGCUUUUCUCUCUGUAAAAGAAGUACGAACGUUCGGGUGAUGUGGUUGUUGAAUCAAUCGAGAGAUUGCGAACCUCUGUGUUCGUAGAUCAAUCGAUCGAUCUGGUUUUGUUUUUGAAUUUAUAAUUAUCUGUUUGGAUCGGAGGUAGAUUAGUCGUUGAGGAUCAUGUUCUUGUUCGAUUGGUUCUAUGGAAUUCUCGCAUCGCUGGGUCUCUGGCAGAAGGAAGCGAAGAUCUUGUUCUUGGGGCUUGAUAAUGCCGGCAAGACGACUUUGCUUCAUAUGUUGAAAGACGAGAGAUUGGUUCAGCACCAACCAACCCAGUACCCAACAUCAGAGGAGCUGAGUAUUGGGAAAAUUAAGUUCAAGGCUUUCGAUUUGGGUGGCCAUCAGAUUGCCCGCAGAGUCUGGAAAGAUUACUAUGCCAAGGUGGAUGCUGUUGUGUACUUGGUAGAUGCUUAUGACAAGGAGAGAUUUGCCGAGUCAAAAAAGGAGUUGGAUGCUCUCCUGUCUGAUGAGUCUUUGGCUACUGUUCCCUUCCUAAUUUUGGGCAACAAGAUUGAUAUCCCCUAUGCUGCUUCAGAAGAUGAAUUGCGUUUCCACAUGGGUCUGACUGGUGUCACAACAGGCAAGGGGAAGGUAAACCUGGCAGACUCAGCUGUCCGCCCACUUGAGGUGUUCAUGUGCAGCAUUGUCCGCAAAAUGGGCUACGGGGAUGGCUUCAAGUGGGUUUCUCAGUACAUCAAAUAGUAAGAGGCAGUGGAUAAGAGAUUGGUUUCAUGUUUUACAUGUUAUAUAUAUUUCCAUGCUGGACUCGAGUUGACAUGUUGUCUGUUUGAAAUCAGUGUUGAAUAUAUUUCUCCAUUGUUCCAGUUUUUUCAGUGAAAUGAUGAAUAUGUUGCCCCCUUCCUACUAUUUUUAACACGUGCCAAAUGGUUGAUUACUUUUGACCAGAAAUUGUUGGAGAGGGAUACUUCAAACAUGUAGACUUCAUAUUUGUGAAACAUUUUUUGUUAGCAUUUCCCAAUAAUUCAAUAGGUACAUGAAUUUCUAGUUUGAA